This is a messenger RNA of Gekko japonicus, 621 nucleotides long. It is a transcript of the gene PMF1, whose product is annotated as polyamine-modulated factor 1. The coding region runs from base 1 to 621 and encodes 206 amino acids. Gene Ontology annotation, biological process: chromosome segregation. The record is from RefSeq and is a predicted model, not a curated record. The transcript has 5 exons. Gene Ontology annotation, cellular component: MIS12/MIND type complex. Lineage: Eukaryota; Metazoa; Chordata; Lepidosauria; Squamata; Gekkonidae.
AUGGCGGCGGAGGGUCGUGAAGACGUGAAGCCGGUUGAAACGAAAGAGGAGGAUGGUGGCAUUGCCGCGCUUCCCCCGUCGGUAACUGAGGAGGAGCCCAGCCGAGAGCAGCUUUUCGACCUCAUUGUUAAUACUUUCUUAGAAAAGAUGGAGGAAGCCGGCAGCUAUCAAGAGUUUGCAAGCUGCUAUAACCGUCUCUACAAAGUGCAGCCUGAGCUCACAAAAUGUAUUUAUGAUCAGUAUAUUUACCAUCUGCAGACUUCCUUUCGGGAGGAGAUCAGUGACUUGAAGAAUGAAGGGAAUCUUGAGGCACUUUUUAAAUCACUGGAUAAGCUUGUGGAGGAAGCAAAGCAGAGAGAAACGCCUGCAUGGCGCCCCAGCGGAAUCCCAGAGCAAGAUAUCCACAGUGCUGUAGUGCCAUACCUUCUGAAACAGCGCCGGAUCCUCCAAAAGACCCUGAAAGAGAAGGAAGAGGGGAAUGCCAAACUGGCUGAAGUGGUGUUGGCUGGCCGAAAUAAAAUAGCAGAUCUGCAGAAGGAGAUCCAGAAACGCAAGGAAGAGUGGCAGGUGAUUGCUCGAGAAAGCCGAGAAAUGGCGAAUGCCCUUGAUGAGCACCACUGA